Carcharodon carcharias (great white shark) is the source of this 3077-nucleotide messenger RNA. It is a transcript of the gene fam20cb, whose product is annotated as FAM20C golgi associated secretory pathway kinase b. NCBI's taxonomy places the organism in Eukaryota, Metazoa, Chordata, Chondrichthyes, Lamniformes, Lamnidae. Gene Ontology annotation, biological process: protein phosphorylation. Gene Ontology annotation, cellular component: Golgi apparatus. The record is from RefSeq and is a predicted model, not a curated record. The transcript is spliced from 10 exons. Gene Ontology annotation, molecular function: protein serine/threonine kinase activity. The coding region runs from base 687 to 2441 and encodes 584 amino acids.
CCAACGUGACGCUUUCCUGCUUUCAUGAGGGGGGCCGUUGAAUAAAACAUUUGCACAUCUGGCCAGCUUCAUCCUCCCAGCCCGGAGACAGGGAGACAGAGAGAGAGAGAGAGAGGAAGAGAGACUUGGCUGCAAGGCUUCAUUCACUCUGAUCUUUACAACAAUCACAGAGCCUCACACCUCUCCCUCUCUGUCAGGUCCAGAGACUGAGGAGGGAGCGAAGUGCCGGAGCUCCCUCGCCCUGUUGGAGGAGGGCAGUGAGGGCCCUCAGCACUCUCACAGAGAGGAGAAGAUUUAGUGUGUGUGUAUCUGUGGACACUCGACCAUUGCAGAGGAGCCGUCACCGACUUGGUUUUUUUUUAAAAAUAUAGGCUGUUUUUUUUCUUUUGGAAGAUUGUUGUGUCUGGCUUUCUGAGUUAAUGUAAGGUUAAGGACAAGAGGAAAACAUACACACACACACACACACACACACACUGCGCCAAAUAAAUGCAUUUUUCCGCAACUGGGAAGUGGCAGGUCUAAGGAUGGAGCCAAGCUCACUGCGGAUCCUUCUCAAACACACGGGCCGCUCGGCAGAUGACCUGAAAUUGUUUUAAUCUUUGCACGGUUCGGUUCGGGACCUUUUGCCUUUCUUCCCCUUUCGCAAUCUCGGCUGUUUUGUCUCCUUGCCCUCGAUCCCAGCCAGCAUGAUGCUGCUCCGCAGAUUCCGGCUGCUCAUCGUGAUGGUUUUCCUGAUCGCCUGCACCAUGCACAUCCUGAUCGACCUACUGCCCAGGCUGGAGAGGAGACCGGACCCCGGGCCAGGAGCAGCGGCCGCUGCCGGCUGCCCCUGUCUGCACCGGGACAGGCUGCUGGCGGCCGAGCUGCAGCCGGGGCUCCCGGGCUGGGGGAAGCUGAUGCCCGGAGCCGCCUCGCCAGGAGGUGGAGGUGGAGGAGGUGGCGGCGGCGGUGGCGGUGGUGGAAGGGAUGCAGCCUGGCCCAACAAACACACCCUCCGGAUCCUGCAGGAUUUCAGCAGCCACCAGUCUCCCGGCUCCAACCGCAGCGGCUCUCACCCUCUGGCCAAAGGCGAAGAAACCGGCCUGAAAUGGGCCAAGGAGAACAGCAAGGAGCUGAUCCCAGGGCAUGGGGAGGAAGCUGUCUUCCUGGCUCCCGUCCACUACUCCAAACUGACUGCUCUCUUCAAACACCCGCUCUACCAGAGCCCGAUCCCACCACUCACACCGGGAGAAAUCUUGUUUAACAUUCAAUCAGACAUCAAAUUUAACCCGAAAGUCGCUGUUCCCCGGGACUGGGCCAAUGAUGAGGAAGAUGAUAUUGCACCCACCGGUGACCCCCCCAUAGAUUCGUACCCCAACUGGUUAAAAUUUCACAUCGGGAUAAACCGUUAUGAGUUAUAUUCUCGCCACAAUCCAGUGAUUGAUGCGUUGCUGGGGGACCUGGUGACCCAGCGGAUCUCAAGCGUAGCGAUGAAAUCUGGAGGCACACAGCUAAAACUCAUCAUGUCUUUCCAGAACUAUGGGCAGGCACUCUUUAAACCAAUGAAACAAACCAGAGAGCAGGAGACACCUCCAGAUUUCUUCUAUUUCUCUGAUUACGAGCGACACAACUCAGAGAUUGCUGCUUUCCACCUAGACAGAAUUCUGGAUUUUCGGCGUGUGCCGCCUGUUGCUGGGAGGCUGGUCAACAUGACAAGAGAAAUCAGAGACGUGACUCGUGACAAAAAACUCUGGAGGACGUUCUUCAUCUCACCAGCCAACAAUGUGUGCUUCUACGGAGAGUGUUCCUAUUACUGUUCCACUGAGCACGCACUAUGCGGGAAGCCUGACCAGAUCGAAGGCUCACUGGCUGCAUUCCUACCUGACCUAGCACUGGCAAAAAGGAAAACCUGGAGGAAUCCAUGGCGACGGUCAUACCAUAAACGCAAGAGAGCUGAGUGGGAAGUUGAUCCUGACUAUUGUGAGGAAGUCAAACAGACUGCCCCUUACAACAGUGGCACCCGUCUCCUUGAUCUCAUCGACAUGACUAUUUUUGAUUUUCUUAUGGGAAAUAUGGAUCGGCACCAUUAUGAAACUUUUGAAAAGUUUGGAAAUGAUUCAUUUAUUAUUCAUCUGGAUAAUGGACGAGGGUUUGGAAAACAUUCGCAUGAUGAGCUCUCCAUCCUGGUGCCGCUGAAUCAGUGCUGUAGAAUAAAGGAAUCGACAUAUCUCCGGCUACAGCUUCUGGCAAAGGAAGAGUACAAGCUGAGUGAGGUGAUGGCAGAAUCACUCCAACGGGACAAACUCUCGCCCAUCCUAAUAGAGGCGCACCUGAAGGCCAUGGACAGGAGGUUACGAAUCAUUUUAAAGUCAGUCAGCGAUUGCGUGGAAAAAGAAGGGCGCAACAUUGUGGUGGAGAACGACGUAGACUACAAUAUCAAUUCAAUCACGACCAAUAGGUAGUAGAGGGAGAGGGACCUCUUCUCUCACAUUUUUUUACUCGUGUAAGUGAAAAAUGGAAAGUCUUGCAGAGACUGGCUAUUUAUGUUACUUUUUGAAUUCAGUGAAUUCAGAACAGAGAUGUAAUUGUUCCCAAAUAUGUAAAGUAUAGACUCCAUCCCAGAUUAUUAUAACUAAAGUUUCUAAGUUAAACCAUUUAUUUGUUUUUCUCAAUGGUAUCCAGUGCUGAGAUGUGAAUAUUGAACAGGUAGGAGUGUGCAAUCCCAAAAGAGAAGAAAAAUUUCCAAAUAGAUAUAUAUAUAUGUAUAUAUAUAUAUAGAUAUAUAUAUAAAGGGGAAACAUGCUGAUGAGCAAAAUACUUGAAAGCUGGUAAAACUGAUUUGAGCAACCUGGGCAUUGCUCUUAUUAUUAAAUGAAGCAGCAAAGCUGUAAUGUUGAUUUUCCUUGGAACCUCCCGACACAUGUUAAUCGGCCACUUCCAGCUUUGCUUUCCGAGUUCUUUGUGUACAAGUACAGACGGACGAGCUGGUUUCUGCGGCUGUGGGCUUUUGCGUUAGCAAUGUUUUCGGGGUGGUGUUGGGGUUUUGUGGUAAUUGUUUUUGCGAUUUGGUGAAAGUGCAAUAAAGAUUAUGGCAACAA